Lolium rigidum is the source of this 1609-nucleotide messenger RNA. RefSeq names its product SEC12-like protein 2. Lineage: Eukaryota; Viridiplantae; Streptophyta; Magnoliopsida; Poales; Poaceae. Gene Ontology annotation, molecular function: guanyl-nucleotide exchange factor activity; GTPase activator activity; protein binding. Gene Ontology annotation, cellular component: endoplasmic reticulum membrane. The transcript has 10 exons. The coding region runs from base 37 to 1221 and encodes 394 amino acids. Gene Ontology annotation, biological process: protein secretion. The record is from RefSeq and is a predicted model, not a curated record.
CCGGCCGCCGCCAUCUCGCCCCCUCUAUCUCCCGUGAUGGCGUCGCGCGGCGGCGGGCAGACCUACGGCUUCCCCAUCUACUGCGCCUCCUGGCUCCCACUCGCCCACAUCCUCAAGCCCUCCGCCGACGAUGCCGCCGAGGCGGACGCGCCCUCUCCGGCCCCGGCCCCUCCCCCGCGCCCCAUGGUGACCCUCGGCGGAGGUGGCGGCGAGGGAAAUAGCGGCGUGCCCAACGCGCUGGUCGUCGCCGCGGUCGACCCUGCCACGGCGGGGGCGCCCCCGGCGCUCUCCCCCGAGCCGGUGUUUAGGCUGCAGACGGGUCAGCAGGUGCCAUACAGGAUGUCUGUCCACCCCCAUGGCCACGGCGUCGUCUGCGCCUUCCCCAACGGCUGCAGGUUGUUGCGAUGGGAAUUACCAGAAGGAGAGGAUCCACACAGACUAGAAUUGAGAUCUGACGAAGAGGCUUUAGCGACGCUAAGUGAUGUUGGUUUACAGUUGGCGGUGUCAUUCAGUGAAGCGGGCUCACUACUUGCAACUGGUGGUGAGGAUGGGCAUUUAAGGGUCUUCAGAUGGCCUACCAUGGAAACCAUUGUCGAAGAACCUGAUACUAAAACAUCUGUUAAGGAUCUUAGUUUCAGUUCCGAUGAGAGGUUUUUAGCUGUAAAUAGGAGCAGUGGCCCAUCUAAAGUGUGGGAUUUAAGGUCAGCUGAAGCUGUGGCUAAUCUGCCAAGAGAAGCUGGAGAAAUGUUUGGAUUCUGCAGAUUUUUAAAUAAGCCCGACAACAGUCAGAUCCUCUUUGUUACAGCGAUGCAAGGUGAUUAUGGAAAAAUAAUAUCUUGGAAUACUACCACAUGGACAAGAAUUGGAUCGAAGAAAAUAACUCGUGAGGCGAUUUCAGCAUUUGCUGUCUCGCCUGACGGUACACUUCUAGCAUUUGGAACUAUUGAGGGAAGCAUCAGCGUACUUGGCUCAAGAGACAUGCGAGUGCUUGUAAAAGUUAAGAAGGCACAUCUUGGCAUUGUUACUACGUUGGCUUUCUCUCAAGACUCAAGGACCUUGCUGUCGACUUCCUUCGACUCAACUGCAAGGCUCACAUCGACUGCACCCCCAAAGAGUACAGGUGUGAGCCUGUGGUCCAUGAUACUAGCUAUCGUACUCGCAAUUUUGGUAUACUACUAUAUGCAGCACAAAGAAGAUCUCUUGGCAAUGUUGCCGAAGUGAAAGUUUUGUUCUAUCUUCUGAUAUCUCACAGCUUACCUCUGUGAUUAUCUGAUCUUCUACCGGAGAUAAAUGCUUACUUGUGUCAGAGCUAGAGCAUUUUUUGUAUUUAUAUCAAAGACGAAGCGUCGAUUUAUCUCUCAAGUUUUGUACCAAUGGCAAAAACCACCAGGCUAGUUAUCAGGUCACGCUGGUAUAGAAAUGGACAAGUUCCCUGGGUUUGUAAAAUUGAUGGCCCUUUAUGAGUUAUAUCCUGUAGUACCCAUAGUUUUAUCCUCUUGCGAAAUUUUUCCAGAGUCCACUGUAAAGAAUUUGGGACCAAGUUAUGAUGCAUGUCAAGUAAAACCAUAUGAAGUUAAUGAAAGCAAGUGUGCUUCACUAGUGUUUUAAA